CGGCAAUCGGCAGUGGCGGUCGGUGGGCGAGUGAAGUGUAAAUAAUAGAAAGAAGAUGGUGCAGAUCAUUAAAUAAACGAUUUCACUCCAUUUUCAUUCCCGUCGUCAUUUUGGGCGGUGUUCCUUUCUUUACGUUGAUUCUACACUAUUCGUACAGUCACCAUGGGCUCGGGGAGCACCAAAGUGCAGUCUGCAACAAACACGCAAGGGGCGGGACACGGAGGAGAAUUAAACGCAAACCUGCAAGUGAAGGAUUCAAGUACCACACAAACGGCUAAAAACGAUGAACUCCGACAAAAAUAUGAUCAAGUUAUCGCCCUCGCGACGCUGAUCGUCGUGUGUUUGAUCCUGUUCUUGUUGAUGUGCAAGAUGGUGCUACGUUGUUGUGUGAGCUACAUGGAGAUGGUGCAGACGCAGGCGGCCGCGGGGCCGGGCGGCGGCGGCUACCGGCGCUCCUUCGCGCAGUGGCGGCAGUCCGUCGUCGGGCGGCGGUACGAGCCGCCGCCGAGGGGAUAAACGUUGCCUUCCCUUCCAAUACAGUUGUUGGCUCAAUCUACUUUUCGACCCGCACAUCGCUGUCAGAGAGUUUAGAGCAAACAAUCUCACACGCAACUGCCACAUCUCUAGACGUUCAAACAUCGAUGUAUUAAAUAACAAAUGCCAUCAAAUUUAUAAUAUAGUAAAAAAAUGUUGCACGUCAAAUCAAAC
Molecule: messenger RNA, 708 nt
Organism: Cydia pomonella (codling moth)
Lineage: Eukaryota; Metazoa; Arthropoda; Insecta; Lepidoptera; Tortricidae
Exons: 2
Coding region: 163-516 (117 amino acids)
Source: RefSeq, a predicted model, not a curated record